CUAUUUUUUUUAUGUUACUGAAUAGUUCUAGACGUCAAGUUAGUUUACUUGGUAUUCAUACUCGAUCCUUCUUCAAUUUAACCGAAUCUCUUCGAAAUGCCUCUAUAAAGCGUUAUAAUGAAAAAAAAUUUCUCUCAACAACAAGUUUAUGAUGUAGUAGCCAAUGUAGAUAAUUAUUAUCAAUUUAUUCCUUUUUGUAACCAUUCACGCGUUUAUUCUUCCAAGUCUCAUCAACAAGAUCAAAUUAUCAUGCAAGCUGAAUUAGGGGUAGGAUUCAAACUUUUUGAAGAAAAAUAUAUGUCUACAGUUACUUGUCAACAACCUCAUAUGGUGAAGGCGGUAUCGGCAGAUGCUUCCUUAUUUAAGGAAUUGGUAACCACAUGGCAAUUUCAUCCUCAUGCUAGUCUAAGCAAUGGUCAACCUCGAUGUAUGGUUGAUUUCAAUAUUAGUUUUGAAUUCGCUUCUCCACUUCAUGCUCAAGCUUCCAAUGUCUUUUUUGAUCAAGUCUCCCAAAUGAUGAUGAAAGCAUUUAUUGAUCGAUGUCAUCAAGUUUAUAGUGUCUCUUCUGUAAAAUUAUCUUGAUAUCCCUUUCUUUAUCCAUCAUCAUCAUUAUUAUUUUAUUGUAUAGAAUUGUUUUUUAUUAUUAUUAUUAUUAUUGUUUAUAGAAUCAUAUCAUUAGAAUAAAACCUUUGUUAUAUAUAUAUAUGUUUAUAUAUUGAUCUCUAUGACGGGCGCCAGAAUAAAAC
This is a messenger RNA of Halteromyces radiatus, 746 nucleotides long. RefSeq lists its product as uncharacterized. The record is from RefSeq and is a predicted model, not a curated record. The transcript is spliced from 3 exons. Bases 118 to 582 code for a protein of 154 amino acids. Lineage: Eukaryota; Fungi; Mucoromycota; Mucoromycetes; Mucorales; Cunninghamellaceae. Gene Ontology annotation, cellular component: mitochondrion. Gene Ontology annotation, molecular function: ubiquinone binding. Gene Ontology annotation, biological process: ubiquinone biosynthetic process; cellular respiration.